UGCGCGGUGGCCUCUAAUCGAAGUGGUCCUGUACUUGCGGGAGUAGGAUUAGGAAUUUAAUACAUCUAGAGACUAUCUCCAUUUAUCUACAUGUUGUAAAAAAUUUCUUCAUUUUAUAAUGCAUCAAUUGAAACAUGGUAGUAUUAGAGAGAAAUUAAUAAAACGUAAAUGAAUAUUUUUCGUGAGUGAUGAACGGGAAUUGUUGUGAUGAAUAUGAUGGAGAGUAAAACGUAAUUAAGUGAUAGAAAUAUUAAGGAAAAUUUUGAAGUGAUAUGAAAUUGUAAUACAUAAGUUUAAGCUGAAAGGUAUAUAUAAGCUGUCAUUUUGAGGGGGUGAAUAUAUUUCAAGUUUGUUUUUCCGAUAAAAGUACUCACUCUUGUACACUUUUCCUUGAGAGGAAGAAUAUAUGACAGCGACAAACGGUUAUGUCAUAUCUAAGCUGACCAUCACGAGUUGAUUCGUGUGGCUUGAAUACCAAAGUAAUCAACUAAGGGAGCACGUUUUGGUGGAGUGUAAAGGGAGAGAUUAAUGAGUAUCAUUUUCGGAGCAACUCGGUGACAUUUUGAAAGAUAAACUGACAUAAGAAGAGUCGCUAAGUCGCUCGAGGAAAACAUUGACAUUUUCCUAAAGUCAGAGGAAAGAAAAAAAAACGACAACGGGAGAAAAAAGUAAGGAAUGAUGAGAGCUGGCAAGAGUAGAAGAGUGGAGUCGUAAAUGGUUUCACAUUCGUAGCAGCGGAAAGUUAAUAUAAAGAGAAGUAGACUGUACAUGACAUAAUUUUUUAAGGAGAGAAACAAUUGUGUUUGGAAGUUAGAAGAAUGUGAGAGAAGAAAUUUUGACAAGUGGACACUUGACGACUCGGAAAAAGUAUAGUAGUUCAGGCGAGCGGAAAUACGAGAGUCGAGAUGUUUAGUGCUGAGCGUUUUGUUUUUACUACGUUUACUACCACAGCACUAUGGAAUUGUGUGGUAGUUUGUACGUAUACGUAAUUCGUUUGGUUGAACAUAACUAGGACCCAAAGAGCAACGAGUCAGAGAGAUAGAGCAAUGAGGGCCGGCAGUGGCCACCCGGCCCGCUCGUUAACUCUACGGCUGGCCUGGUGCCUUGUAUUCGGCGUAUAUCACGUACUAGCGGUAACCAGUGUGCCAUCAUCAAGAUUCGACGUGCCCGAGCAUUGUACUUUACAACAUGAAGUGGCAUUAACCUGUGUCUAUAGUUUCUCCAAUAUCGAAGUACUGCAUUUAAACUUGUCACGUGUCAUCAGUGAAUAUGUUACGUCAAUAAACAUUAUAUGUGAAGAUUUGGAGCUAGAAACUAGUUCUAGUAUCAGUAUAGUUGAACAUUUCGCGCAUUUGUGGAGAUUACGUGACUUACGUUUAAUUGGCUGCAAGUUUGAGCUUUGGCCUGCUAGAAUACUGAAUGGCUUCCAUGACUUGAGGAAUUUAACUUUAAGAAGUCUGAAUGGACGUAAAAGCAAAGUAAGUCUUGAAUUGGAACGUGGUGCUUUUGAUAUGACUCCUUUGAUCGAGAAAAUGGAUCUUUCAUCUAAUAACAUUUGGCAACUACCUGAAGGUAUUUUUUGUCCUCUCACCAAUUUAGUUACUUUAAAUGUUUCUUGGAAUAUGUUGAAAGACGUAACGGAACUUGGCUUCAGUGAUUUUGUAAAAAACUCUCAGAAAAGGGAUAUUGAGCUGACGAUGGCACCGAUCACGUGCUUACUUGAUAUUCAAAGUCUUGACGUGUCUAACAAUCAGAUAUCUGUUUUGCCGUCCCAUGGGUUUUCUUCGCUUGAGCGGCUUAAGAGUCUUAAUAUAUCACGGAACAUCAUCAGCAUGGUAGAAGACGCUGCACUUCGUGGUUUGAGAUCCCUCGAGGUAUGCGACCUGUCGAGCAAUAGGAUCGUUGCUCUUCCCGCCGGUAUGUUCAAGGACGCCACAAACACGUUGAAGGAACUGCGGCUUCAAAACAAUUCGAUCAGUGCCCUGGCACCAGGCCUCGUAGCUGAUAUGAAUCAACUUGUCACGUUAGAUUUGUCCAGAAAUAUGCUGACAAGUUCAUGGCUUAAUGCUGCCACAUUCACCGGAUUAAUACGCCUUGUUUUAUUGGAUUUAUCACAUAAUAAAAUAGUUAAAUUGGAUCCGGCAUUAUUCAAAGAUUUAUAUACACUACAAAUACUGAAUUUAAAAUACAACGAAAUAGAAACGAUACCAGCUGACACCUUUUCACCCAUGAGUAAUUUACACACAUUGGAAUUGGCGCACAAUCGAUUGACGUACUUAGAUGCUUACUCUUUAAAUGGUUUAUACGCUGUUUCAUUGCUGUCAUUGGAUUCAAAUUUACUGGAAGGUAUACAUCCAGAUGCUUUUCGAAAUUGCUCUAGUAUGCAAGAUUUAAAUUUAUCUGGCAAUAAUCUUGAAUAUAUUCCGAUUGCACUAAAAGAUAUGAGAUUGUUGAGAACACUGGAUCUUGGUGAAAAUCAAAUAAAAAGUCUAGAAAAACCAGGGUUUAGAGGAAUGACCAGCUUGUAUGGAUUGCGAAUGAUCGGCAAUGAGAUAGUAAACGUGACGAAAGAAGCUCUAUCUGAACUGCCAGCAUUACAAAUCCUCAAUUUAGCAAGAAAUAAAAUCGAGUACGUAGAAUAUGCUGCGUUCUCUGGCAAUCCAGCCUUGCAAGCGAUAAGAUUAGACGCAAAUUACCUCCAGGAUAUGAGCGGAAUAUUUGCAAAUGCACCAGGUUUGCUUUGGCUCAAUAUGUCUGACAACACGAUAAGCCACUUCGAUUAUAGCCUUCUACCGGAAAAACUUCAGUGGAUGGAUCUACACAAAAACGCGAUCAUGGAUCUUGGCGUAGCUCCCCAAGGUUUCCGCUUGCAGACUCUUGAUGUCUCUUUCAACAGACUAACGAGAAUUCAUCCAAAAUCUGUGCCAGAUUCCAUAGAGCUACUCUUCGUCAAUGACAACAUGAUUCACACUGUUGAACCGCAAACAUUUCACGACAAGGAAAAUCUUACGCGAGUUGAUCUCUACGCCAAUCAGAUAGUAAAGAUGGAUUUGUCAGCAUUGCAGUUAACUCAGGUACCUGAGAAUCGACCACUCCCAGAGUUUUACAUCGGUGGUAAUCCUUUCAUUUGUGAUUGCACGAUUGAAUGGUUGCAGAGAAUAAAUUCAUUGCCGCUGAGACAGCAUCCAAAGGUCAUGGACCUAGAAUCAGUCUAUUGUCGUCUACUAUACGACAGACAUCGUUCUUUCGUUCCUCUUUUAGAAGCUAAGCCAUCGCAAUUUCUCUGCGACUACAAAGCACACUGCUUUGCACUCUGUCAUUGCUGUGACUUUGAUGCAUGUGACUGUGAAAUGACUUGUCCGAAUAACUGUACAUGUUACCAUGAUCAAUCUUGGUCUGCUAAUGUUGUUGAUUGUUCUAACGCUGGGUAUAAGACUCUUCCAGGACGUCUACCAAUGGAUGCCACAGAAGUUUAUUUAGAUGGCAAUAAUUUUAGUGAAUUAACUUCUCACUCAUUCAUUGGUCGUAAAAAUCUUGAAGUUCUUUAUGCGAAUGACAGCAACAUCAUCGCCAUUCAUAAUCACACUUUCAGCAGUUUGAAACGUCUUAUUGUUCUUCACCUUGAAAACAAUAAAAUAUCUCGACUCAAUGGUGUCGAACUGGUGUCGCUUGAAAAUCUUAAGGAGCUCUAUCUUCAGAAUAAUUUACUUUCUCACAUUGAUAACGGUACUUUCAAUCCUCUACGUCAUCUUGAAGUACUCAGACUCGAAAAUAAUCAAUUAAGUACAUUUGCCCUUUGGCAAUUAGCACAAAAUCCAUAUCUUGUCGAUAUAAGUAUCUCUAAUAACCCUUGGAGCUGUGAUUGUACAUAUUUGGAUCAAGUUCGUGAUUGGAUGUCGAAGAAUAAAGCUAAAAUUAUUGAUUGGAAACGAGUAACUUGUGCCCUCGGAAUGCCUAUCACUCUCUUAGUUAAUGGGACUGUAAUAAAUUGUGCUGCAUUGACAGGAGUUACUUCUGCUGUAGAAACAAGACCUCUGGAAGCUUAUUUACCACUUUUGCUAGCUACAGCUGUGCUCUUCUUUGCCAUGAUGGCAUUACUUUGUGGUGCAUUCAGACAUCGUAGAACCAUCCGUGCUUGGGCUGCUAGCAGAUGUGGUCUGAGAGCUUGUUAUAAAACUGCAGCUUUUGAAGACCGAGAAAAACCUUUUGAUGCAUACAUCUCAUACUCAGCAGUUGACGAAAAUUUUGUGUCUCGAGUUCUAGUUCCUGGCCUCGAGUCAUCCUACAGACUUUGUCUUCAUUAUCGAGACUUGGGAGCAGGUGCUAAUGUUGCUGAUGCUGUGGCCGAAGCAGCUGAUUCUUCCAGACGUACUAUCCUCAUUCUAUCACGUAAUUUCCUACACGGAGAGUGGGCGAGGUUUGAAUUUAAAGCAGCACUAAGGGAAGCACUCCGAGGUAAAGGACGAUCAGUCAUUCUACUACUAGUGGGCGGUGUCUGUCCACGUGACCUUGAUGCUGAUCUUAAAAAACGAAUUUCUUCACAUACUGUUCUGGUAUGGGGAGACAAGUUAUUCUGGCAGAAGCUUAAGUUUGCUAUGCCGGAUGUAUCACCGAUUCCAGUUCUCGAAAGACCUUUGCCGCUUCCUCCUCCACCUCCGCCACCAUCUCAUCAUCUGCUGGCAUAGGACCAUGUUUCAGAUGUGGAUCCUGGCCGGAGGUAUUAUCGAACUUUACCCACGUAUGGAGUCUCUAGAUAUCAAGAAAAGAGAGGACCCCGGACUAUUGAGACUAUUCUUUCUACUUAUGAUCAUGAGGAAAUUCUUACUAUUGCGCUGGAGUACCCUUAAAUGCAGUUUGCCAAAUAAAAUAAAUACUUAUUUCUACAUUUGAUGAAAACAAAACUCGUGAUAGCUUUGGUAGUUAUACAAAUGAAAACGUAAUUAGUGCAAAAAAUGGAAAAAAAAAACAAAAUACUUCUUGUAUCUUAUAUCGCAACGAAUUAUACAUUUUUUCUCUUGCUAAUUGAUCGAUCGUUGGGUAAAACGACCGUGUUCAAUAAUUGAAAGGAAAAAAAAUUAAAAAAAUUAAAAUGUAACAAUUGUUCUUCGCUACAUCUCUUGUUUGUUUAAGGUUCUAAAGCAUCGUGCUUUGAGCUCAAGAAUUGUAAAUAAAAAUUUUGUAUAUUUGUAAUAUAGAUAGG
Messenger RNA from Chelonus insularis, 5200 nucleotides. It is a transcript of the gene Toll-6, whose product is annotated as Toll-like receptor 6. Gene Ontology annotation, biological process: signal transduction. Bases 1047 to 4685 code for a protein of 1212 amino acids. Gene Ontology annotation, molecular function: protein binding. The record is from RefSeq and is a predicted model, not a curated record. The transcript has 3 exons. NCBI's taxonomy places the organism in Eukaryota, Metazoa, Arthropoda, Insecta, Hymenoptera, Braconidae.